AUGGCUGGUGCUCUAGAGAAUGCUAGAAAGGAGUUGAAGCGUGUGUCAUUGGAGGACCACGAUGAGUCCGAGUACGGGGCUAUCUACUCUGUGUCUGGGCCUGUUAUUGUCGCUGAAAAUAUGGUCGGUUGUGCAAUGUACGAGUUGGUCAAAGUCGGGCACGAUAACCUUGUUGGUGAGGUAAUCAGGAUCGAUGGGGAUAAAGCUACCAUCCAAGUGUACGAGGAAACAGCGGGUGUUACCGUGGGCGACCCAGUGUUGAGAACUGGGAAACCUCUGUCUGUAGAAUUGGGGCCGGGUUUGAUGGAAACCAUUUACGAUGGGAUUCAGAGACCUCUGAAGGCAAUCAAGGAUAAGUCCCAAUCGAUCUACAUCCCAAGGGGGAUCGAUGCCCCCGCGUUGAGCAGGGAGAUCAAGUGGCAUUUCACCCCGGGGAAGUUCUCCGUCGGUGACCAUAUCUCCGGUGGGGACAUCUACGGGUCUGUGUUUGAGAACUCGCUGUUGGAUGACCAUAAGAUCCUGCUACCCCCCAGAGCAAGAGGUACAAUCACCUGGAUCGCCCCAGAGGGUGACUACAUCGUCGACGAAAAGAUCUUGGAGGUUGAAUUCGAUGGGGUCACCUCCGACUACUCAAUGAUGCACACUUGGCCAGUAAGAGUGCCAAGACCCGUCGCUGAGAAAUUGGCCGCAGAUUACCCUUUGCUCACGGGCCAACGUGUCCUGGACUCACUGUUCCCCUGUGUACAAGGUGGGACUACCUGUAUCCCUGGUGCAUUCGGUUGUGGGAAAACGGUCAUCUCCCAGUCAUUGUCCAAAUACUCCAAUUCAGACACCAUCAUCUACGUUGGAUGUUUUGAAAGGGGCACAGAGGUGCUCAUGGCAGAUGGAUCAGACAAACCAAUCGAACAGAUCACUCUCGGUGAGAAAGUCAUGGGUAAAGAUGGGUCCCCAAGAACUGUCGUUGGGUUCGCCCCGCGGGUCCGAACGUAUGUUCGCCGUGCAGCCACUAGACGACCACGCCUCGGAGAUGCAGUACACUUGUCAGGGAACCAUAGACUCGUUCUUCGCACGGAACAGAAGAUCCAACUGCGCGAGCAUACCCUCGAGGGGAGAAAGUACACGAAUGUCUCGUACUUUGCCCUUCAGGAAUCCGAGCACGGUCCAGUCGUCAAGAGACUCGCUAAGGCGUUCGACCACAGCGUGCAGGCCGGGUCCAGCGCCGCCGCGCAGGCCUUCGCGCACACAAUCGACACGGCACCCAUCGAGUGGGACGUCCUCGCAAGCGAGUUCGUCAAACUAGGCGACCGCGUCAGAGCUGCCUCCGUGCAAUUGAUCAACCCGGUGUUCUCCGAGUCGCACCACUUGUCCACCAGAAUGCAAGCGCUCGGGUCCGAUGACGCACUUGCCUCAAAGUUGGCCUGGCUGUUGGGUACAUGGGUCGCCGUGGGCGAUGUCAACGCGAGCGAAAGCGCAACCACUUUCUCUUUGUCCGUAGGGACACACGCAGCACUAUUGGACCGUAUUUCCGAAUACGGCAAAGCGCUCGGCUUGUCCACAACCACUGUGGAGAGACAGAACCGCCACUACGUCGACCGCGAGACGGAGGAGGCAGAGGUGGCCAAGAUCAAGACCGGGUCCGUCCAAGAGGACGGUUCUGUCGUCUUCGAGGACGACGUGUGCACCAAGCACGACGGUAACAGUGCGCAAUCGUUGCAGGUCACUAUGGAUAUCGACGAUCUGGCUAUUUCUUUGACCGGCGAAUUGGGAAACAUCCUUGACAGGAUCGUCAAGUCGUUCGGUGUAAGAGUGGCUAAGGAGGGGAACUCGGAUCUGUUCGAGAGAACGGUCCCUAAACAUUUGGCCUCGGAUGACCUUGCCGUACGUGAAAACUUUAUUGCUGGGCUCGUGGACUCCAUCGGGUACGUUGACAGACACUACGGUGGCACUGUGAAGUCUGCGACCAUCCCUGCCCUGGACAUGCACGCCGUGUCCGGAUUCGUCAAGGUGGCCCGUUCCCUAGGUAUCAAGGUGUCCAUUGCUGACAACAACGACGUGGAGAAGCAGUGCGUCACCCUGAGCGGAGACGCGCUUGUCGGGGUCCUAAGCUGCUGUGCGGACAAGAACAAGGCGGACACACCCCGCUCAUUCGCCAGAGAGGCAAUUCCAUUCCACUUCACUUUGAAGGAACAGCGCGAGGACGAGUACUUCGGUAUCACAUUGCCAGAGACAACGGACAACCAGUACCUGCUAUCGUCCUUGGCGCUUGUGCAUAACUGUGGUGAACGUGGUAACGAGAUGGCCGAAGUGCUGAUGGAGUUCCCAGAGCUGUACACGGAGAUCAGCGGGAGGAAGGAACCAAUCAUGAAGCGGACAACGCUUGUUGCAAACACUUCCAACAUGCCCGUCGCCGCCAGAGAGGCGUCCAUCUACACGGGUAUUACACUGGCAGAGUACUUCAGAGACCAAGGUAAGAACGUUUCCAUGAUUGCCGAUUCCUCUUCCAGAUGGGCAGAAGCCCUGAGAGAAAUUUCCGGUCGUUUGGGUGAAAUGCCCGCUGAUCAAGGUUUCCCCGCGUACUUGGGUGCCAAGUUGGCCUCUUUCUACGAGAGAGCAGGGAAGGCCGUCGCGCUUGGGUCCCCAGACCGUAUCGGUUCCGUGUCCAUUGUCGCGGCCGUCUCGCCAGCCGGUGGUGAUUUCUCCGAUCCGGUAACCACAGCAACGCUGGGUAUCACGCAGGUGUUUUGGGGGUUGGACAAGAAGCUUGCGCAGAGGAAACACUUCCCCUCGAUCAACACGUCCGUGUCGUACUCCAAGUAUACCAACGUUUUGAACAAGUUCUACGACCAAAACUACCAGGAGUUCCCCACUUUGAGAGACAGAAUGAAGGAGAUCCUGUCCAACGCUGAGGAGUUGGAACAAGUAGUCCAGCUGGUGGGUAAGUCUGCCCUAUCUGACGGUGACAAGAUUACUCUGGACGUGGCCACUCUGAUCAAGGAGGAUUUCUUGCAGCAGAACGGGUACUCCUCGUACGACGCCUUCUGUCCAAUCUGGAAGACCUUUGACAUGAUGAGAGCGUUCGUGGCGUACCACGACGAGGCGCAGAAGGCCGUCGGGAACGGCGCAAACUGGACGAAGCUAGCCGAGGCCACGAACGACGUGAAGCACGGCGUCUCCUCGUCCAAGUUCUUCGAGCCAAGCAGAGGUGAGACCGAGGUCCACGGUGAGUUUGAGAAAUUGUUGAACAAUAUCCAAGAGAGAUUCGCCGAGUCCACCGACUGA
Messenger RNA from Huiozyma naganishii CBS 8797, 3279 nucleotides. RefSeq names its product H(+)-transporting V1 sector ATPase subunit A (gene VMA1). The coding region runs from base 1 to 3279 and encodes 1092 amino acids. Gene Ontology annotation, molecular function: DNA binding; endonuclease activity; ATP binding. Gene Ontology annotation, biological process: intein-mediated protein splicing; ATP metabolic process; proton transmembrane transport. The record is from RefSeq and is a predicted model, not a curated record. Gene Ontology annotation, cellular component: fungal-type vacuole membrane. Lineage: Eukaryota; Fungi; Ascomycota; Saccharomycetes; Saccharomycetales; Saccharomycetaceae. The transcript has a single exon.